ACUCGUGUUUGUACCAAAGUUUGUACACUGGGAAAAAAGAAAAUCUCCACAUUUAGCAACAUUUUGGCUGAAACGGGAAACCGUGUUUGUGAAUUGUGGGUUUAUUGAAGGAAUGCCGGGCUCUUAUAGAAAGCACCGAUAAUAUUCUAACCGUGCUGCUGACUCGGACUCAACACAAAUUUGGGUUCGAGUUGAAGACAGAGCUGAAGGGAAGCUGCAGAGUUUCUGAUUUUAUAGCUUCAUAACAGCGACUGACUCGGACUAAGUCAAAAUGACGCUAGCCUCCGGCGACCCCGACUCCACUGAGCCCACCUUUCGAACAGGCCGUCGUCCGUCGGCCAUCUGCACAAUUCCAACCAUGAAGGUGACACCGACGCCGACAGCCGCCUACCUGUCGGGCGUCGUGCACAGUCGCCGCAUGGGGCGCACGUUCAGCAUCGGAGACAUGGACCCGGACACGUUCAGCCGCAUCAAAAACUACGACGAGACCGUCGGCAGGCUGGACCACUACUACGGCGUCGUGAAGCGGCAGCUGAUUGCCAACCAGAGUUUCAUGACCGGCCAGUUUCCGGAGAGUUCGGCGGAACGGGUGGUAUCGGACGUCCGGACCAGCCUCUACUGCGCCUUCUCCAUCUGGUGUCUCCACCAGGCCUACAAACGCAUUGACGACGACCGCGGCAAGACGUUCGAGCUCGGCCAGUCUGUCGUCAAGUGUAUGCGCGGCAUCCUGCGAUCGUGGAUGAAACAGGCGGACAAGGUGGAGCGGUUCAAAGCUAACCAGACGACGCACAAUGCGCUGCACUCCAAGUUCCACCUGGUCACCGGCGACGAGGUGCUCACAUGUGAGCAGUACAAUCAUCUGCAGAUCGACGUGGUAUCGCUGUACCUGCUGUUCCUGGUACAGAUGACUGCCUCCGGGCUGCAGAUCGUCUUCACCAUCGACGAGGUGAACCUGGUACAGAACCUGGUGUACUACGUGGAGCGCGCCUACCGCACGCCCGACUUUGGCAUGUGGCAGCGGGGCAGCAAGUACAACAACGGAUCGUCCGAGCUGCACGCCAGUUCGAUCGGUCUGGCCAAGUCUGCGCUGGAGGCGGUGAACGGCUGUAACCUGUUCGGAGACCACGGCAGCUCCCAGUCGGUCGUCUAUGUCGAUAUUGACGCCCACAACCGCAACCGGACCAUCUUCGAGACGCUGCUGCCGCGCGAGUCCAGCUCUACGUCGAGCGACAUGGCUCUGAUGAUGGCCAUCUCGUUCCCGGCGUUCGGAACACACGACCAGCUGCUCUACUCCAAAACAAAGUCGAAAAUUGUGCAGAAACUGCGCGGAAGGCACGGCUUCAAGCGGUUCGCCCGCGACGGGUUCGGAACGGUGCUGGAAGACAGCUCGGAACGAUUCUACAAGGACAGCACCGUUCAGAAGUUUGAGCGUAUCGAGAGCGAGUGGCCUCUGUUCUACAUGUACAUGAUCAUCGACGGUGUGUUCCGAAGCGACAAGAAGCAGGUGGAUGAGUACAAACAGCUGCUGAGGCCGCUCAUACACUACGACAGACGCACAGGAGAAGAUUCGUUCGGCGCGGCUUCCAACCCGACGCUGCCGCAGUACUAUUUCGUGCCGUCGGAGCACCUGAGCGGCGAGCGGGCCGAGCCGGGCAGCCAGCCGCGGUUCGCCAGCGCCGUCGGCGGCCCCGGCGACCUGUUCCUCUGGGGCCAGGCCAUGCUGGUGGUGACGGAGCUGCUGCUCGAGGAACUGGUGCACAUCAAUGAGAUCGAUCUGAUCAGGAGGUACCUGCCGUCGUACAACCGGCCGCGCCGCACCACGCGCUACUCGGCGUUCCAGGGCACGGCCAGUGACCUGGUGGUUCAGGUGGUGCUUGUCGCCGAGUCCCGCCGUCUUCAGGCCAUGCUGGCCACCUACGGCAUCCAGUCUCAGACGCCCAAGGAGGUCGAGCCCGUCCAGAUCUGGUCCCAGAAACAGCUCGUGCAGGUGUACCGUAACCUGGGCGUCAACUGGAAGCUGGGCCUGGAGGGCCGUCCGCCCCGGCCCAUUGGAGCUCUCGGCACCAGCAAGGUGUACCGGAUCUCUGGCCAGACGGUGCUCUGCUACCCGCUGAUCUUCGACAGCACCGACUUCUACCUGAACCACGAUAUGGCGCUGCUCAUUGACGACAUCAAGUCGGAGAUCCAGUUCGUCGGCCGCUAUUGGCGCCUUUCCGGUCGGCCCACCUGCUGUCUCAUCAUGAAGGAGACGCACAUGAGGGACACCAACUUCCGUAAGAUGGUGGACCUGCUGGCCAUGCUGAAGACGGGCUCCUGCGAGGGCGUCAAGGUGCGCGUGGGACGACUGCAGAACCUCAUGUCCUCAUCGUGCACCGAGCACCUGGACUUUAUGGACGCCGCCGAGGACUGGGGCGUGGAGCCGGAGCCGUUCCGGGAAUUGGCCAACAAAACGGUGGGCUACCAGAGCCUCACCGACAUCCCCACAGCGACCAUCUACAAUGAGACGGAGCCGCUCACCAUUCAGGAGCUGCAGCACAAGUCUGACCACGAGCUGCAGCACAUCUGGCGGGGUAUCAGCACGCUGCGCGGCAGGAGCUACAUCCUCAAACUGCUGCUCGACCGGCAUGGGCCCGACUAUCAGCUCGAGGGUGUUACUGUGCACCAGCGACUCGUUCAGCUCAACAGUGAGGCAGGCACGCUGCGCUGCUGGUCAGUGCUGCGCUUCUGCAGCAGCCUGCUGGGCCGCGUGGUGGACAGCAUCAGCCCCUACCUGACGGCCAUACUCGUCUCCGGAAAACAGUUCGCUAUCGGCGUGAUCGGCCAGCCGGAGGUGGUGAUUGACAAGCCGCUGACGCCGGCCGAGAUCGAGUCGCUGUUCUUCGGCUCUGUGCGGCCGCUGGACGUGAUACAGGCGGUGCUGCAGCAGGAGCUGGUCCUCUGCAGUGGACGGCUCAUCCUCACCCGGCCAGACCUCUUCGCCGGCAUACUGACCAUCAGGAUCGGCUGGUUCCUGCAGGCCAUGGAGCUGUACAGCAGGAUCGAGGGGCGCGAGCAGCCUAUCGCCGAGAUGGCGCCCAGCGAGGUCCGCGCGCUCCUCUACAACGUGCUCUCACUGGACAGCAACUCCUGCAACAUCAGCAUCACGCCGCGCCAGCAGCGUCAGAUUGACGGCUGCCUGGGCCGCAGUCCGCGCAACCUGCACAGCUCUGUGUGGUUCAUCCUGGGCCGCACGGCCGGCGGCCUGACGAUCGGCCAGCGCCACCUGCCCCAGUCGCCCACCAUCACCGACAUGACUGUCGGGGAGCUGCGGUUCGCUAUCCUGGUGAACGACAUGCUGGCCCAGUGUCCGCAGCCGGAGCUCCGACAGAUCGUGGUGCAGCUGAUUGCGCUGAUAGCCACCAUCCUGGAGCGUAAUCCGGAGCUGAGUUUCCGCGGCUGCAUCGAGCUCUCCCAGAUGGUCGACGAGGCGCACCGGCUCUACCUCAAGGACGGCGGCGAGGGCGGCACGACCAGUGAGCUGGACGGGUUCUUCCAGCUGCCUCCGUCCGCCACCGCCGGCUACCUGGCCCGCACCGUGGUCCACCACCUGCUGACGCGGCCCAUGACGGCCCUGGACGACAUCGACGCCACGGCCGCUCUGGAGAGCGCCGCUGCCUCGCCGCAGCUAACCGUCGAGACCAUCCUGAGCUACCCCCCUCCGAGCCUGCCUAGUUCCGAUUCUCCGGAGCCGCCGGAGCUGCCGGCCACCCAGUCCUCGUCCUCCUGGCCGGGAGGAAUCCUCACGGAGUUCCUCGGCACUGUCCUCUCGGAGGACGGCACCACCUGAGAGGUAAUGGGACGGCCAGAGAGUCCUCCCUUAUGGAGUCCUCGUGGAGUCCUCUCUACUCCCCUGUCCUCUUUCUUUAGCUGUGCGUGUCAGUGGAAGGAUAGUAGAUACAAUACUGCUUGCCAUUAUCCCAGUUUUUUGUAUUACUGCGCCUGUGCUGACGAAUCAUGGAACUGAUUGUGGUGGGCGGAAGGAAACUGCUAUAACUGUCACUGAUGCAUUGCUCUGUCGUGUUACUUAUAGCACAUGACCCUGUGUAGUGUGUAUAUUGGAACUACGAUGAGCUGAAAACUAUCAGAAAAUGUACGGAUGCAUCCCAGCGCAGGAUUUGUGCACGGAGCUGCAUUGUCGCUUCCGUACCGGACUGUUCUGCAAUACAUAUGUGUUACAAAUCGGGUA
Messenger RNA from Amphibalanus amphitrite, 4225 nucleotides. RefSeq names its product probable phosphorylase b kinase regulatory subunit beta. Gene Ontology annotation, molecular function: calmodulin binding. The record is from RefSeq and is a predicted model, not a curated record. NCBI's taxonomy places the organism in Eukaryota, Metazoa, Arthropoda, Thecostraca, Balanomorpha, Balanidae. Gene Ontology annotation, cellular component: phosphorylase kinase complex. Gene Ontology annotation, biological process: glycogen metabolic process. Bases 272 to 3826 code for a protein of 1184 amino acids. The transcript has 25 exons.